Oryzias melastigma (Indian medaka) is the source of this 3105-nucleotide messenger RNA. Its product is annotated as zinc finger protein 568. NCBI's taxonomy places the organism in Eukaryota, Metazoa, Chordata, Actinopteri, Beloniformes, Adrianichthyidae. Gene Ontology annotation, biological process: regulation of transcription by RNA polymerase II. The record is from RefSeq and is a predicted model, not a curated record. The coding region runs from base 419 to 1792 and encodes 457 amino acids. The transcript is spliced from 2 exons. Gene Ontology annotation, molecular function: RNA polymerase II cis-regulatory region sequence-specific DNA binding; DNA-binding transcription factor activity, RNA polymerase II-specific.
AAAUGUUGUGGCCCGGAGCUUCAGGUGGCAAACGCCUGGUUUAGUAGGAGGUGGAAUACAUUUUAGUUCACACUCCAGACCAGGUGGUGGCGCUACUUAGCACGAAGCUCUUUAUGUACCGCUAAUAUUCCACAGAGGAAGAUCAGCACAAGGCGCUAGCAUGCUAGCAGCGUUAGCUUGAGUUCAGAGGACGGUGGUGUUUCGUUGGGACGUUCGUGAGGUUUGUGGACAGAAAGGACGAUACGUGGUUCGGUUCCGAACAAUCCUCUUUAGCUAAAGUGUCGUAAAUGAGUGAAUGCGUGUUGAACGUAAAGACAACGUGGCUGUGAUUGUGAGACUAGCAGAUGAUCGGAGCUGCUGCUGUUCAGAGGACUUUGGUGUUUGUUGGAGCUGAAGAUCUUCUGCAGCUGCAGGAACCAUGUCUUCAGAACCUCAGGAAGAUUCUGACAGAGAACAACCUUCUGCUGCUGAAGGAACCAUCGUCCAGAACCAGGAGGAGCUCUGUGGUCAGAGAGGACUGAUGGAUAAGAAGAAAAAACAGCUUCAGCUUCAUGUUAUAGUUCUCCCCCAGCAUUUGUCUGAAGAGGAGGAUCUCUGCAGCCAGCAGACGAACUUUAAAGUGGAACAGGAGGAACAAGAACCUCAACUGAUUAAAGAGGAACCAGUGGAAGAAGAACUUUCACAGCCGGAAGAGGUUCGAGGGAAAACAGAACUUCCACAGAUUAAAGAGGAGCUGGAUGAAGAAGAACCUUCAAAGUUUAAAGAGGAGCAAGAAAAGUUCUGCCUCAGUCAGGAUGAGGAGCAGCUUGAUCUGAAGCAGGAGACUGACACCUUGGACAUCCUAACUUUUGUGGUAAAUGAGAACGGUGAAGCAGAUCUAUGCAAUCAGCAGAGCUACAAUGUAACUGAUAGUGAAAAUGAAGAUGAAAAUCAACAUGAAGAACCAGCAUCAUCUACAGAUGAAGAGACAGAGGCAAAAAAUAGAGUUGAGAGGGAGAGAAAAGACAGAACCCAUGUCCAAAUUGUAGACAGCUCUUGCAUGUCAGAAGGUCAGUGUGAUUCUGAUGUUAGAAAAAGCUUCAAGAAGGCCCCUUUGGUCAAAAAACUUAACCAAUCUCCAAAAGAACAGAAACCUUCCUUUACAUCAGGUGAAAGCUCAAGAGAUAUUAGUAAUCUCUUUGUCUACACAAAAACUAAGUCCGAUGACACACUUUAUAUCUGUACGGAAUGCGGUAAAAGUUUUGGUUACUGGUCUCAGUUCAGGACUCAUAUGAGAACCCACACAGGAGAGAAGCCUUAUACUUGUAAAGAAUGUAAUAGAAGUUGUAGUGAUAUGUAUGAUCUAAAAAGACACAUGAGAACUCACACAGGAGAGAAGCCCUAUACUUGUAAAGAAUGUGAUAAAAGUUUUAGUCAAAUAUCUAGUCUCAAAUCACACAUGAAAACGCACACAGGUGAAAAGCCUUUUUCUUGUAAAGAAUGUGAUUCAAGUUUUAGUCGUGUAUCUAAUCUCAAAACACACAUGAGAACUCACACAGGAGAAAAGCCUUUUUCUUGUAAAGAAUGUGACAAAAGCUUUAGUCAUAUAUCUAGUCUCAAAUCUCAUAUGAGAACUCACACAGGAGAGAAGCCUUUUACUUGUAAAGAAUGUCAUCAAAGUUUCAGCGAAAUAUCUCACCUAAAAAGACACACGAGAACUCAUACAGGAGAAAAGCCCUUUUCCUGCAAAGAAUGUGCUGCCAGUUUUAGUCGUGUUUCUAACCUCAACAGACACAUGAAAAGUCAUACAUGAAAGAGUAAUUCAUAGGUAAGGAGACGCAAGUUAUUAUUGGAGAAGUAGAAAUGAAAACUUUUCUAAACUCUAAGGUGUGCCAAAAAUAUCAUUUUUUUUAUUGGUUUUGGAAGAUACUGACAUUUUCUAAAGCACUUUUUUGGGUUUCCAUUAUCUUAAUUUUAAUUCUAACAAUCCUAAUAUUUCACAACAUUAAUAAUUUUAAAUGUACCUGUAAAUAGAAAUAUGCUGUUUUGUAUUAUUAGAGUGAAAUCUUUAAUUGCUUAAUUGUGGUUGGAGUUUAUGCUAAGAUGAUGUGCAUGAGGUCUAUGUGUGUAACCAUAUAAUUACUGAAAAUAUUAUAUAUGUUUCUUUAAGUUUUCAUGUUGGUAAAUGGUAAAUGACGUAUACCACAUUUUCCGGACUAUAAGUCGCAGUUUUUUUCAUAGUUUAGCCAGGGGUGUAACUUAUUUGUGUUUUCUUGUUUUUUUUAAGACAUAAAUAGGCUAAUAUUUGUGAUUUCUUAGUGAACACCGGUUGUCCUGUAGCUCUUUUUUCUCUCCAACAACCACUAGACGGCGCUGCGAGUAUUUGGUACUGACAGCGGCAGAAGAAGUGUUGUCCAAAACAAACACGGAAGAGAAUUUGAUUGUUUUCCUCUUAAACGUCGGUAUUUUUCUUAUAUAGAUCAAAAGAUAAGCAUUCUUGUAUUUAUUUAUUUAUUUUAGCUAAUGUCAGACUUUUCUCCCAAAAGUGCAACGUAUAUGGCAUUCUUCUUCUUGAUUAGAAGUCAUUUGCUCUUGCAACUUAUACUCCAGUGCGACUUAUACUCUGGAUAAUAUGGUAAUUCUCUUACUCUUUACUAUCUUCCUUUAACGCCCAAAGCGCUUUACAGUCACAGACACAUUCACACACUAAUGGUGGCUCUGCUGCUGAACCAACCUUCCUCCAGAGGCGAUGUGGGGUUCAGUGUCUUUUCCAAAGACACUUCAACACAUGGGUGAGAACGGAACCUGCACUCUUCCUAUCAGGAGGAAGAGUGCCCCCCCCCCCCCCCAUUUCAUUAUUGUUUUUGAUUAAAAAUAAUUAACGACUGCAUUUUAUAUUUUGUUAGGUCAGGUAACCAUUUAGUGAGGAAAAGAUUUUCCCAAAAACGUAAGAAGGAAGAGGCGGAUAAAUGAAUAGACUGGCGUUUCUGUCUUGUAUUUAAUGUGAUUUGUGCUUUUUAGUAGAUAUUAGAACUGUUUAUCUGUUUAUUUUUUUGUUUUUUGUUUUAUGUUCUCAGUGUUCUGUCCCAAUCUUUCCUGUGAAGAAUAAAGCGGACGUGAACAUCA